CUUCAAUACUAUCGCUUCAUUCGUAUAACAGAUGAAACAGAUUUCAUGGAGAUUGAAAUAGAUGGAAAGAAGCACGAAAUAAGAUUUCACAAUAAUGUAGAAUAUAAGAUGGAAACAUUAGCUGGAGUGUUAAAUGCUCUCAUAAAUACUACAAUAAACAAGGAUAACGAAGAAACUUAA
Messenger RNA from Trichomonas vaginalis G3, 180 nucleotides. RefSeq lists its product as uncharacterized. The transcript has a single exon. The record is from RefSeq and is a predicted model, not a curated record. NCBI's taxonomy places the organism in Eukaryota, Parabasalia, Trichomonadida, Trichomonadidae. The annotation marks the transcript as partial.